AUGUGUAUUAACCCGUGUCACAAUUUCUCUCUUUCUAUCUCUCUUUCUCUCUCUCUUUCCCCCCCUCUCUCUCUCUCCCCCCCCCCUCUCUCUCUCUCUCUCUCUCUCUCUGUUAAUUUUUCUUCACCUUCUUCAUUCUUUUAUUUUCUUUCUUUCUUUGAAUUUUCACCCAGUUUUCUUUAUUUCUUUCUCACUUUUUGUUCUUUUCGUUCUUUCUUUCUUAUUACUCUCUCUUUUUUCUUUCUUUCCCCCUUCCUUCCUUCAUUCUUUCUUGAUUGCUUUCUUUCUUACUUCUCUCUUCUUUCUGCCUCCUUUCUUUCAUUCUUUCUUGCUUGCUUGCUUUCGUUUUUAUUUCUCUUAUAUUUCUCUCUUCUUUCUUUCUCUCCGUUUCUUUCUCUCCGUUUCUUUCUUUCUUUCUUUCUUUCUUUCUUUCUUGCUUGCUUGCUUGCUUGCUUGAUUGAUUGA
Acanthosepion pharaonis is the source of this 465-nucleotide messenger RNA. The record is from the annotation of a GenBank genome assembly. Lineage: Eukaryota; Metazoa; Mollusca; Cephalopoda; Sepiida; Sepiidae.